Chenopodium quinoa (quinoa) is the source of this 1370-nucleotide messenger RNA. RefSeq lists its product as uncharacterized. The transcript has 2 exons. NCBI's taxonomy places the organism in Eukaryota, Viridiplantae, Streptophyta, Magnoliopsida, Caryophyllales, Amaranthaceae. The record is from RefSeq and is a predicted model, not a curated record. Bases 264 to 1370 code for a protein of 368 amino acids.
UCAAUAAUUUACAAUAUUUUUGGUCCCAAUAAAAAAAUACUUAUUGUGUCAAACCCGCAUGUAUAUUUCUAGAAUCAUGACUUUGAUGAUUCCUUUAACUUUCCUACCUUUCUUGAACAAUUCUUUAGUCCACGUUUUGUCUCAAUUUUCUUCACAAAUAUUCCUUUGCAUAUAUUAUUGUUUUCUUUGAACUCCUUGAAGUUUUGAAAAUUCCACUUUCUCCCUUAAACUCUAUCCCCCGACCACCUAAAGGCUGAUAACCGAUGAUGUUUGGUUGGCGUGAAGCGUUAAUUACUGCGAUUUUCGCCGGACUUAUGGUGAUCAUUUUCUUGAUUCUGAUGAUUCGUCGAAAGUCUAAUUUAAGGAGUGUUGCAACACAGCGCCAUGAACAAGAAGUCAGAGGAGUCGAAACAGAGGUUAAAACGACACCGUUACAGACAGAAGAAAACAGCAAGAGAAGGCUAAGUUCUCAUUUCUUCCGCCGUGGUUCGUCUACAAAAUCUUUCUUCAAUUGGGCUGAUCAUCCAGCUUUGAUCACCGACGCUGUCGAGAAUGGAUGGUCACGAUUUGCCUUUAAUAGUCACGUGUCGAGUUCUCCGUCUGUUAGAUCAUCUUUAUUUGGGAGUCUGCGACUUACAGGGGAUUUUUACAGCAGCAGAGAAAAUAGCAGUAGCAGUAUUAAUAACUCGACUAGUAUUAAUGAGGUUGAAGAGAGUUGGGAAAUUGGUUCAGGAUCAGUUGAUUUUAUGCAAAAGUUGUCCUUCAAAAUAAAAGGCUUAAACCAUGGUGGUGGAGCCGUGGCUGCAAGUUUAUCUUCGGUGGCGAAAUCGGUGGGGAGGAUGGCGUUACCUUUGCCAGGGCCACCAAUGGUUCAAUCCUUUCCGCAAGAAGCGUAUUUUGAGAUAAAUGUUUUGAACUCAAAUGAAGAUAAUGUUAAGUUUACUGGUGAAGGUGAAAAAACGAAGCUGCUGUUUCAGCGGAGUUUUUCUUCUACGGCAAGUUCGGGGAUUGGUAAGACGCAGGAAGGGUUGUUUCAUGUGAGUAGUAGCCGAGGGUCUCACUUGUUAGAGGAGUUGAAAAUCGGUGGUGGUUGCCGAAGAGGAGGAGGAGGUGGUGGUGGUGUGAAUAUAUCAAUAGGACUGAGUGUUGGGGGUUUUGUAACGACUAGGAUUCCUGGGAGCUAUCCUGGCUCUAUUGGAUUCAAUUCUGAUGGUUCUGUUUUUCUUGGAGGUAUGUUUCAUUUUUGUCUUGUUUACUUUAUUUAUUUAUUCAUUUAUUACUAUUAUUAUAGCAAAGCCUACCAAAGUGAAGAUAUGAGCUGCAAGCGUGCAACACGAGCCCCAAUGUCUUGCGUCGUCGAGAACCUCUGA